Cuscuta epithymum is the source of this 2183-nucleotide messenger RNA. The record is from the annotation of a GenBank genome assembly. NCBI's taxonomy places the organism in Eukaryota, Viridiplantae, Streptophyta, Magnoliopsida, Solanales, Convolvulaceae.
UAUAUUCCGUGUAUUAAUUAAUCGAGGCGGACAACAUCCUCAGCAACGAAACUUCCUCAGCAAGAAAAAAAUCAGUGUACUGCGGAUUUCUCUCUGAACAACGAAACAUGGAGAUAAUUCUGGCAGAAGAAGCCAAGCCAAGGCCACCAUCUCUUGAAGAAGCCAAGGCCUCCGAGAGCCAAUUUCUGGCAGAAGUUCAGGAAUUUAAGGCCACAGUACCUGAAAGCUAUGAGGAAUUGUGCUCUUGCUUGAUGGCGAAAAUCAAUGAACUUGAGGAUGAGAAGGAACAACUACAAAAAACCAUUCAGGAUUCUGAGGAUGCAUUUGUGGAACACUCAGAACAAUGUCAAGGCGAGAAGUUUGAACUUCUGUCUUAUAUUGGAAGCCUUCAGAAAGAAAUAUCAAGCUUAUCUUCUUCAUCCCUUAACAGGGAGAAUGAAUCACUUAGAAAAGAAUUGGAGAAAACAAAAGCAAAGCUAAAAGAUACAGAAGCCAAACUUAAGAAUGCCAUUCAAGAGAAAACAAAAUUCGAGAGUGAAAAAGCUUGUGCGGAGAGGGAAAUCAAACUCUUGCAUGGACAGAAGGCUGUUUUUGAGCGUGACAUAAACAAACAUGACUCCCUCGUGGGAAGAAGGCGUGAUUCUGCUAUUGGUAGGGGCUCGAAUGCGUUUGAGGCAAAAAGGGACAAACGAUCAUCCUAUUUAGCCGAACCGAGUAUGCAGGAAGACUUCAUGAAACUUGAAGUCCUUGCGUUUGAGAUGGAGAAAACUAUUGCUUCACUGGAAGAGGAACUUGCAAACUCAAAUAAGGAAAAAGAAGAGGCAGAGAGUAGAGCUGAGAGUUUGGCAUCUGACAUACAUAAAUUAUCUGAUGAAUUAGAUGUGUCCAAAACAGAGCUAAGCGCUUUGAAAGAAGAGGUUUUGCAUCUUACAUCAAAUUUGGAAGAAUCCAGGUCUCAUCAUCAGGGAUUGAAAAGCACCAUAAAUGCAUUGUAUGGAGAGAAGGAUGACCUUGCAAUGCAACUUGCUGAUGCCCUUUUAAGUAUAGAGGAAAGAAAGGUUAUAUGGUCUGCCAUGGAAAAAACUUUAGUUGAAGCCAUUGAUGAAAAAACAGACUUAUAUAAUGUUGAGAUCGCCUCUUUAUCCAAGGGAUUGUCUGAGGCGCAACAUGAACUUGAAAUUUACCGAGAGGAGUGCAACCUCCUAAAGGAAAGUUUGACACGUUCAGAGAGAAGUGCAUCACUUGAAAAAACUUUCUGUGAGAAAUCACUAGAGAAUGAUCAGAUCCGAAAUGAACUAAGAGUUGUUGAGGAACACGACACAAAUAUGCAAGAGGCUGUAACGCGUGUACGGAGGAUAGAGAAUUCUGUUAGUAAUCAGGGACAUGUGACACAUGAUCCACAACAAGUGGGAGUUAGGCACAGCUCUCGGGUGAAAAAAGAAAAUAUAAGGCUGAAAGAUUACGAAAUUGGGGCAAGAAGGAGGUGAAGAAUACUGCUUCUGUUCACUGAGAGAUGAAUCUCUGGAGCCAACCAGUUUAAUUGUUCCAUUGUUUUCUUUCCUUCUUAAUGUUUGAGACUUGUUGCCAGACAAUUGUUGCUGUAAAUGUUAAAAAAAAAGACAAUUGUUGCUAUUAAUAAAUUUGUAAUCUGCGUUAGUAUAUCGUUUCAUUGGUGCUUUCAUUGUACUUCCCUGGCUGAGGGCAUUUGUUUGAAGGAACUGCAAACGGACAUUCGUUCACAUGCGUCGAAUUGGCCAAACAAUGGAUAUACGCUAUCAGGAGCAAAAUGAAAGGAUAAUGCAAAUCAGACAUCUAUGGAGCAGAUCCAAUUGACUGUGAAUCAGUUCUUGCAAAGUACUUUUCAACCACCUGGGAGUUCCAUGAGCUGGCUCCGGGCACCCGGCCAGUCCGGUUCCAGCCCCGGACCCGGUUCCCAUCAUGUAUUUUUUUAGCUUUUUGACCGGCCGAAGAUAAAAAAAUCCAGGCCGCUCCGGUCCUAGGCCCAGAACCGCUCAAAACAGACCCGGUCUGAGCCAAAACAGUGCCGAACCCAAUUUUUAUUGAGGGUAAUUAGAUAUUAGGCAAAGCUCUAUAUUAUUAAUUUUUUGUAAUGAGUGAGGUAAUUUAUUAAGUUGCUCCAUUAAAAUGAAUAUGCAUCCACAAUGUAUUGAUAGGUAUUGAUC